Molecule: messenger RNA, 1393 nt
Organism: Ipomoea triloba (trilobed morning glory)
Lineage: Eukaryota; Viridiplantae; Streptophyta; Magnoliopsida; Solanales; Convolvulaceae
Exons: 2
Coding region: 911-1201 (96 amino acids)
Source: RefSeq, a predicted model, not a curated record
UUGCCCGUGGUUUUUACCCUAAUUUGUUUAGGGGUUUUCCACGUAAAAUCUAUGCCUCAUUUAUUUUUCUUUCUCAAAUUAUUGUUGCAAUCUGAUCUAUCCCACUUCCGCGGGCGCAACAAUGACAAGCAAGCUAAGGAAGGAGACUUUUACUGGUAUGCAACCAAUUUUUCGGGAGUGUUGGAUUCUGCAUCUGGUGUGGAUUCUUAUAUUGUUCUCUUGAUUAUUUAGCUGGUUGAGCACAACAAUGAUUGAGAACCGGAAAAUUGUGAAUACGAUCGAUGGUUUGGACAAGGUACAUGGAGAGAAACUUGCUACACUUGAAGCUGUAUUGAAAGUUUUUCUGACCACAUCACAUGAUUAUAUCCCUUUGCUAGCUGGACUAUAUUUUGAUACCUCGCCUGGUUUCCUAGUGGACUAUGAUGCUGCUUUUCCCGCAACUCCGAUCCUCUCUCAACCAGAAGCUAAGCUACUGGUGUAAAAUCAUCUGACAAUUCGAGUUCCAAAACUACCUCUUCAAUUCUCCCAGUCCGGGCUCAGCUGAUGAGUCUAAGAAAUUAAAUUAAAGACGAUGUAUUUUCAGACAAUGAAGCUGAAGAAAGCGGAAAAAUUAAAGGAAAGUUACAGCUAGCACCUUCUGAAGGUGUAGACACUCAAGUCUCGGGUUCUGGGACUAAUACUGGUUCAACUCAAAUCUCGAGCCCGGGGCUAAACACAACGUAACGAGCCAAAACAGCUAAGGAUGCCGCAGUUGGCCUGGAGCUGCACCAGGCCAGGCAGUGACACCCCUAGUACAGUAUUAAAUAAUACAAACAUGCAUCUUCUCUCCUUAAUUCCAUCUCAGACUCCAUCCCAUGGCAGCUGCUUUAAUUUUAUUUUUCUCAGAAGCCAAUAGGAAAUUCACAAGGCAAUGCAAACUCGCAAGAUCGAGCGAGGCUCAUCAGGUAAGGUUAUGGCAACCAACGAAGAGAUGAGUGAGAGUCAGAGGCGUGCUAAAUUGGAGGUAGAUUGGAAGGAUGUUACGCAACUGGAAUUUGACGAGAUGUAUGUCUAUCUCAAGAAAAUUCAAAAGCGGGUUGACGAUCUGAAUGCCAUGGUAGAGAAGAUGUGUCACGAUGUGAAGGAGGACAACAAGUUCUUGGAACAUCUUAUUACAAUGUUGUCUGAUCUAAUAACUAUUUUAAGGAAAAAUGUCAAAUAGACCAGUGAACUUUUACACUUGUACAAAUAAAAAUAAAAAUUAGGUCAUAACAAUUUCACUUUAAAAUUAAUGAAGUUUUCUUAGGGUGCGUUUGGAAUAUUAUGAAUUAUUUCAUCUGAGCCAAAAAAUGUCUUAUUGUAGUUACAUGAGCCAAUAGAUGAUAUAUUGAAUAUAUAUUGUUUUGAAUAAUUA